Ambispora gerdemannii is the source of this 537-nucleotide messenger RNA. The record is from the annotation of a GenBank genome assembly. NCBI's taxonomy places the organism in Eukaryota, Fungi, Glomeromycota, Glomeromycetes, Archaeosporales, Ambisporaceae.
AUACAAAACCAAUCUCGUCUUCGGGCGAGUCCCUUGGUGAUUCAUGGUAACUUUUCGAAUCGCAUGGCCUUUGCGCCGGCGAUGGGUUCGAUUCCGGAGAGGGAGCCUGAGAAACGGCUACCACAUCCAAGGAAGGCAGCAGGCGCGCAAAUUACCCAAUCCCGACACGGGGAGGUAGUGACAAUAAAUAACAAUACAGGGCCCUUACGGGUCUUGGCAAGUCUGGUGCCAGCAGCCGCGGUAAUUCCAGCUCCAAUAGCGUAUAUUAAAGUUGUUGCAGUUAAAAAGCUCGUAGUUGAAUUUUGGGUCUGGCCGGGCGGUCCGCCCUCCGGAGUGUUCAAAGCAGGCGUAUGCUCGGAUACAUUAGCAUGGAAUAAUGAAAUAGGACGCGUGGUGCUAUUUUGUUGGUUUCUAGAACCGCCACUAACUUCUGCGAAAGCAUUUGCCAAGGAUGUUUUCAUUAAUCAAGAACGAAAGUUAGGGGAUCGAAGACGAUCAGAUACCGUCGUAGUCUUAACCAUAAACUAUGCCGACUAG